Molecule: messenger RNA, 630 nt
Organism: Mollisia scopiformis
Lineage: Eukaryota; Fungi; Ascomycota; Leotiomycetes; Helotiales; Mollisiaceae
Exons: 4
Coding region: 1-630 (209 amino acids)
Source: RefSeq, a predicted model, not a curated record
AUGGGCCGUGGAAAAGCAAGACGAAAUCCCAGAGGCUCUCACGCUGAGGAUGCCGCGAUCGACAAAUCGGCCAAAAAUUAUGUUGACAAAGCCGUUGAAGCCGCCAAAGCUACAUUCGAUGCAAGUAUCAAAGAGACCAUUGGAGCAGUGAUUGAGCAAUUCCACCGAGAAGCCGUGGAAGAGCAAGUACAAUUCGACGAGAAGAUAAACAAGAUCAUGGAAACGCAAAACAUGAUGAAGGAGAACAAUCAGAUGAGACAGUGGCAGGACAAGAUUUCAGCGGCUUUCAACCAAAUUUCUAACGACUUAACGAGAAUCCAGGGGGUCAUCCAUCCCACAUCUUUUCGUGGAAGUGCUAAGGGACAUAGGGAAGGUGAAGUCGAGGAUGAGCGCACAGCUUAUUCAGAGUUAAGCGACCUUCAGCACGAACUAGGGGAGCAGCAGAUGACGCCAAGACCAAGACUGAAUAUGGAAGACUUAUACGGCAUUUAUAACGACUCCGGUGAUGAACGAAUUGGAACGCAUCAAGUCGCAAGUCCAGAGUUUGAUGAGCAACAAGAUAUCUCUGACCUUGUAGACGCCGGUGCUUGUGACUUCGAAUCGGUUGAAGAUGACACGUUAGACAUUUAA